Oreochromis aureus is the source of this 3606-nucleotide messenger RNA. RefSeq names its product NACHT, LRR and PYD domains-containing protein 3-like. The record is from RefSeq and is a predicted model, not a curated record. Gene Ontology annotation, molecular function: protein binding. The transcript is spliced from 10 exons. The annotation marks the transcript as partial. NCBI's taxonomy places the organism in Eukaryota, Metazoa, Chordata, Actinopteri, Cichliformes, Cichlidae.
UCUAAAACCACUCUGUGUGGGGAGCAUGAGAGCCAGACCAAAGCUGAAAGGAACCAACCUGGACCUCCACCCAGCUGUGUGUCCUUAAAGAGUGACCGGUCUAAUGAACAUUUAAUUAAUUUUAAAGACCAGCAGGUGUCUGCUGCAGAGAGGAUCCUUCAGAAACUCAAAACUGAACCUGGACCCAGCUGUGUGUCCUUAAGGAGUGACUGGUCUAAAAGUCAACCAAUUGAUUUUAAACUCCAGCAGGAAUCUGCUGCAGAGAGAGUGGACCAGGAGACCUCGGAGGUUCCCAGGGAUCAGUCUGCCCAACAGCAUCAAACACACCUGGACUCCAUAUUUAUGCUGCUGGAGGACAACAUCAUCACUUUUGUGAAGAACGAGCUGCAGAAGAUCCAUAAGGUUCUGAGUCCAGAUUACCCAGAAUGCUUAGAGAGUCAGAGGGAGGAGGAUGAACAGAGGAGGAGCAGCAGAGAGGCAUUUGUGAAGAUCACAGUGGACUUCCUGAGGAGAAUGAAGCAGGAGGAGCUGGCUGACCAUCUGCAGAGAAAAAGCCUUGCUGAAGAUUGUCAUUGUAAACUCAAAUCUACUCUGAAGAAGAAGUUCCAGUGUGUGUUUGAGGGGAUCGCUAAAGCAGGAAACCCAACCCUUCUGAAUCAGAUCUACACAGAGCUCUACAUCACAGAGGGAGGGACUGCAGAGGUCAAUGAUGAACAUGAGGUCAGACAGAUUGAAACAGCAUCCAGGAAACCAGACAGACCAGAAACAACAAUCAGACAAGAAGACAUCUUUAAAGGCUCACCUGGAAGAGAUGAACCAAUCAGAACAGUGCUGACAAAGGGAGUGGCUGGCAUUGGGAAAACAGUCUUAACACAGAAAUACAGCCUGGACUGGGCUGAAGACAAAGCCAACCAGGACUUCCGGUUCAUAUUUCCAUUCACUUUCAGAGAGUUGAAUGUGCUGAAAGAGGAAAAGAUCAGCUUGGUGGAACUUGUUCAUCACUUCUUUACUGAAACCAAAGAAGCAGGAAUCUGCAGGCUUGAAGACUUCCAGGUUCUGUUCAUCUUUGAUGGUCUGGAUGAGUGUCGACUUCCUCUGGACUUCCACAAAACUACAAUCCUAACUGACCCUAGAAAGUCCACCUCAGUGGAUGUGUUGCUGACAAACCUCAUCAGGGGGAAACUGCUUCCAUCUGCUCGCCUCUGGAUAACCACACGUCCUGCAGCAGCCAAUCAGAUCCCUCCACAGUGUGUUGACAUCCUGACAGAGGUCAGAGGGUUCACUGACCCACAGAAGGAGGAGUACUUCAGGAAGAGAUUUAGCGAUGAGGAGCAGGCCAGCAAGAUCAUCUCCCACAUCAAGACAUCACGAAGCCUCCACAUCAUGUGCCACAUCCCAGUCUUCUGCUGGAUCACUGCUACAGUUCUGGAGGAUGUGCUGAAAACCAGAGAGGGAGGACAGCUGCCCAAGACCCUGACUGAGAUGUCCAUCCACUUCCUGGUGGUUCAGGCCAAAGUGAAGAAGGCCAAGUAUGAUGGAGGAGCUGAGACAGAUCCACACUGGAGUCCAGAGAGCAGGAAGAUGAUUGAGUCUCUGGGAAAACUGGCUUUUGAUCAGCUGCAGAAAGGAAACCUGAUGUUCUAUGAAUCAAACCUGACAGAGUGUGGCAUCGAUAUCAGAGCAGCCUCAGUGUACUCAGGAGUGUUCACACAGAUCUUUAAAGAGGAUAGAGGACUGUACCAGGACAAGGUCUACUGCUUCAUCCAUCUGAGUGUUCAGGAGUUUCUGGCUGCUCUUCAUGUCCACCUGACCUUCAUCAACUCUGGACUCAAUCUGCUGGAAGAACAACAAACAACCUCCAAGAAGUCAAAUAUAUUUGGGAAAAAAAGAAAUUUUAAAACUUUCUACCAGAGUGCUGUGGACAAGGCCUUACAGAGUCCAUAUGGACACCUGGACUUGUUCCUCCGCUUCCUCCUGGGUCUUUCACUGCAAACCAAUCAGACUCUCCUACGGGGCCUGCUGACACAGACAGGAAGUAACUCAUGGAUCAAUCAGAAAACACUCCAGUACAUCAAGAAGAAGCUCAGUGAGAAACUGAGUGCAGAGAAGACCAUCAAUUUGUUCCACUGUCUGAAUGAACUGAAUGAUCGUUCUCUAGUGGAGGAGAUCCAACAGUCCCUGAGUUCAGGAAGUCUCUCCACAGAUAAACUUUCUCCUGCUCAGUGCUCAGCUCUGGUUUUCAUUUUACUGUCAUCAGAAAAAGAUCUGGAUGUGUUUGAGCUGAAGAAAUUCUCUGCUUCAGAGGAGGCUCUUCUGAGGCUGCUGCCAGUGGUCAAAGCCUCCAACAAAGCUCUACUGAGUGUUUAUAACCUGUCAGAGACAAGCUGUGAAGCUCUGUCCUCAGUCCUCAGCUCCCAGUCAUCUAGUUUGAGAGAGCUGGAUGCAAGCAACAACAACCUGCAGGAUUCAGGAGUGAAGCUUCUUUCUGUUGGACUACAGAGUCAACAUUGUACACUGGAAACUUUGAGACUGAUUGGCUGUAACCUCACAAAGAAAAGCUGUGAAAGUCUGUCUUCAAUCCUUAGCUCCCAGCCCUGCAGUCUAAGAGUGCUGGAUCUGAGUGAUAACAACCUGCAUGACUCAGGAGUGGAGAUUCUGUCUGCUGGAGUGAGAAGUCCAUACUGUAAACUAGAAAUUCUCAGGGUGGAGCCUGCUGGAGUCCGAUGGUUGAGACCAGGUCUGAGGAAGUAUUCCUGUCAACUCACAAUCGACACAAACACAGUAAAUAAAAACCUCAAAGUGUCUGACAACAACAGGAAGGUGACACAUGCUGAGGAGGUUCAGUCAUAUCCUGAUCAUCCAGACAGAUUUGAUGUUUAUGAACAGCUGCUGUGUAGAGAUGGUCUGACUGGUCGCUGUUACUGGGAGGUCGAGUGGACAGGAGACGUUGAGAUAUCAGUGAGUUCCAGAAAAAUCAGAAGGAAAGGAGACAGUACUGACUGUUUGUUUGGAUGGAAUGAUCAGUCCUGGAGUCUCAUCUGCUCUGGUGAUCGUCCUCGUUCUGUCAGGCAAAAUAAGACAGAAAAAUCCAUCUCCUCCUCCUCCUACUCUGUCUGUAACAGAGUAGCAGUGUAUGUGAACUGUCCUGCUGGCACUCUGUCCUUCUACAGAGUCUCCUCUGACACUCUGAUCCACCUCCACACCGUCAACACCACAUUCACUGAAACUCUCUAUCCUGGGUUUUGGUUCAGGUCUCCUGGUUCGUCAGUGUGUCUGUGCUGAGUUGAAUGUAAAGAAAGUCCUCCUGUUGGAGAAACACUCUGACUGUUGAGUAGAAAAGGGCGUGUGCAAACAGUGUGUAACUAUUGCAGUGUUUACAGUGUGUUAGAUGGAGGAGUUGUACAGGGAGAUGGCCGCGGGCAGGAAUGAUUUCCUGUGUCGUUCAGUGGUGCUUUUCUCACUGAACAUGCUCCUGUGAGUAGCCAGCAUGUCAUGGAGUGGGUGGGAGGUAUUAUCCAACAUUGUUUUUAUCUUGGACAACAUCUGCCUCUCAGACACCACCCUAAGGGAGUCCAGCUCCAUCCACACAACAUUACUGACCUCAAC